AUGUGAAAGGAAAAGACUCCUAUCAACAUCAUCAUCAGACACAUAGAUUCAGGUAAAUUCACAGCUGCUGGACAUCUGGUCUAUAAGUACGGUGAGAUCAGCAAAAGAAUCCAAGAAUAUGAGGAGGAGGCUGCCAAGAAGAGCAAGUGCUCCUUCAAGUAUGCCUGGGUCUGGGAUAAACUGAAAGCUGGGCAUGAGUGUGGUGUCAUCAUCAACCUUUCUCUGUGGAAAUGUGAGACCAGCACCUGCAGUGUGACUCUCACUGAUGCUCCAGGAUAGACUUUAUCAAAAACAUGUUCAUAGGCGCUCUCAUAUGACUAGGCUGUCCUAAUUGUUGCUGAUUUUAUUGCUGAAUUUGAAGCUGGUAUUUCCAAGUAUGAGCAGACCUGUGGGCAUGCUCCUUGGGCUUACAUUGGUGUGAAUAACAAUUUUGGUGUUAACAACAUGGAUCCCACUGAGCCAAGCUUCUGCCAGAAGAAAUACAAGGAAUUUAAGGAAGUUAGUACCUACAUUAAGAAAAUAGGUUACCUCCCUUACACUGUGGUGUUUGUGCCAAUUUCUGGUUAGAAUAUUGACGACAUAGGGCUGGCGCAAGCUAAUAAGCCUUGGUUCAAAGAUUGGAAAUUUACCUGCAAAUUUGGCAAUGCCUUUGGAACCACAGUGUUUGAAGCCCUAGAUUGCAUCCUCCCUCCAACUAGUCCAAUUGGGAAGCCUUUGUGUUUGCCCCUGCAGGAUGUCUACAGAAGUGGAGAUAUCGAUGUGCCUGUGGGCUGGGUGGAGACUGUUCUCAAACACAAUGUGGUGGUAACCUUUGUUCCAGUUAAUGUCACAACUGAAGUGGUUGCUGAAAUGUACCACAAAGCUUUGAGUGAAACUCUUCCUUGGGGCAGUGUGGCCUUCAGUGUCAAGAGUGCUUUUCACAGCAAAAAUGACCCACCAAUGGAAACAGUUGUUUUCACUGCUCAGGUGAUUAUCCUGAACCAUCCAGGCCAAACCAGUGCUGGCUACAUCUCUGAACUGGAUUAUCACACAGCUCACACUGCCUGCGAGUUUGCUGAGCUGAAGGAAAAGAUUGAUCAUUGUUCUGAUUGCAUCUCUGAGAAAAUGUCAUUCCGAUUCGGUCAGCAUCUCAUCAAGCCCUCUGUGGUGUUUCUCAAAACAGAACUGUCCUUUGCUCUUGUGAAUAGGAAACCUGUGGUACCAGGACAUGUCCUUGUGUGCCCACUGCGGCCGGUGGAGCGCUUCCGGGACCUGCGGCCUGAAGAAGUGGCUGAUUUGUUCCAGGCAACUCAGAGAGUUGGCACAGUGGUGGAAAAGCAUUUCCAAGGGACCUCGCUCACCUUUUCCAUUCAGGAUGGUCCUGAAGCUGGACAGACUGUGAAGCACGUUCAUGUCCACAUUCUUCCCAGGAAGGCUGGAGACUUUCGCAGGAAUGACAGCAUCUAUGAUGAGCUCCAGAAGCAUGACAAGGAGGAGGAGGACUCUCAGGCCUCCUGGAGAUCAGAGGAGGAAAUGGCGGCCGAAGCGGCAGUGCUGCGUGCCUACUUUCAGUGACACAGGCAUGAAAGUAAGCUGAACAUCUCCCAAGGCAUAAGGAAAUGGGCCUCAUUCUUUAAGACACUCCAGCGGCAGAAAGCUCAGCAGACUGUAUGACGUCCAACAGUUCUGCAAACUUGUGCGAAGCAUUUUACUACACUUGUGCGGGCCAUUGGGGUUAUGAUGACAGACGGACGAUCUUCAAAACAACAACACUGACAACCCUCCAGACUUCCCUGGCUAUAUCUGUAGAAUAGAACCUUGUCUAAAUUGUACCUUGGCCUGGAUGCAAAUAAAAU
This is a messenger RNA of Lepus europaeus (European hare), 1835 nucleotides long. RefSeq names its product fragile histidine triad diadenosine triphosphatase (gene FHIT). Gene Ontology annotation, biological process: translational elongation; translation. NCBI's taxonomy places the organism in Eukaryota, Metazoa, Chordata, Mammalia, Lagomorpha, Leporidae. Gene Ontology annotation, molecular function: GTP binding; translation elongation factor activity; GTPase activity. The record is from RefSeq and is a predicted model, not a curated record.